AUGUCCAAGGCUCCCGAAAUGAAACCACAAAUCAAAAUAGGCCACUAUAUUCUGAAGGAUACACUUGGAGUGGGCACUUUUGGUAAAGUAAAAGGGUAUAAGGUCGCGGUGAAAAUACUCAAUCGUCAAAAGAUCAAAACUCUUGAUGUAACGCAAUACGAACCUUCUCUGUUCCGGUCACCCUCUAUAAUUCGACUGUAUCAGGUGAUCAGCACUCCUACUGAUAUAUUCAUGAUAAUGGAAUAUGUAUCGGGUGGCGAACUCUUUGACUAUAUCGUCAAACAUGGCCGUCUGAAAACGCCGGAAGCUCGCCGAUUUUUUCAACAAAUUAUAUCAGGAGUGGAUUAUUGUCAUAGACACAUGGUCGUUCAUAGAGAUCUGAAACCCGAAAAUCUCCUUUUGGAUGAGCACAAUAAUGUAAAAAUAGCAGAUUUUGGUUUAUCCAACAUAAUGACGGAUGGUGAUUUUCUUCGUACUAGCUGUGGAUCGCCAAACUAUGCUGCUCCCGAAGUAAUAAGUGGCAAGCUUUAUGCUGGGCCGGAGGUGGACGUAUGGUCUUGUGGCGUCAUUCUUUACGCCCUUCUGUGCGGCACUCUUCCUUUCGACGAUGAACAUGUUCCUACACUGUUCAGAAAAAUAAAAUCUGGAGUUUUCCCUAUACCGGAGUACUUGGAUAAGCCCCUGGUAAAUUUGCUUCUGCACAUGCUAAUGGUUGACCCUAUGAAGAGGGCCACCAUUAAAGAUGUGAUCGCUCAUGAAUGGUUCCAAAAAGAUCUGCCUGCUUAUCUGUUCCCACCAGUAAACGAAUCUGAAGCCUCUAUAGUGGACAUCGAGGCAGUACGUGAAGUUACUGAGCGCUACAACGUACCCGAAGAGGAGGUCACUGCAGCUCUACUCGGGGAUGAUCCCCAUCAUCAUCUUUCAAUAGCAUACAACCUUAUUGUUGACAACAAAAGGAUAGCUGACGAAACGGCGAAAUUGACUAUCGAAGAGUUCUAUCAGGUAGCACCAAACAAGCAUCACCAUUCUGACCAGCAUCGCCAUCCUGAACGUAUAGCAGCUGCUGUAAGCAACAAAAUUACUCCUACACUUGAAAAUGCCGGUGGAGUUGACGUAUCAUUUGCUAAUGCAACUCCUAUGCAAGCAACUGGUUACAAAUCUGGUGUGAAACGGGCGAAAUGGCAUCUUGGAAUCAGAUCGCAAAGUCGGCCUGAGGAUAUCAUGUAUGAAGUGUUCCGAGCAAUGAAAAGUUUGGAUAUGGAGUGGAAAGUGCUUAAUCCGUACCACGUGAUUGCACGAAAGAAGCCUGAUAAUCCAAUUUCUGACCCUCCAAAAAUGUCCCUGCAACUAUACCAAGUAGACCAGCGUAGUUAUUUGUUGGAUUUCAAAAGUCUGGUCGAUGAUGAAAGUACUCCUGGAAGUGCUUGUUCCUCUCGUCAUGCGUCAGUAUCAAUGCCUUCAAAACCACCAGCGAUGCGAGGUUUACGUGCUCAAAGUAUGACAAUGGAUGUGAGUCGGUUGGAAUAUCUGAUUUUGGAGGUCUCAUUCGUCGGUGUGGGAUAUUAG
Messenger RNA from Cooperia oncophora, 1566 nucleotides. NCBI's taxonomy places the organism in Eukaryota, Metazoa, Nematoda, Chromadorea, Rhabditida, Trichostrongylidae. The record is from the annotation of a GenBank genome assembly.